GGCUGGCUCUCGACCACUCGAUUCAGUGUUCCAGGCGGGCCUUCCGUUUGACGUUGCAACACAAUCCAUGGCUCAUCGAGUCAAGCUUCCUCCGUCUUCUAGACGUAAUCGACUAUAUGGACUGGUCCAGGCUUUCAGGCUUUUGAUCUUCUGACUGCAAGACUUGAUACAGAAAGGUGAAGGCUCCACGGAUAUAUAUUCAACGGUUACCCGGAUAUUUUUCUCCAGAUGUUUCAAGAUGAGCUAACCACUGUAAUCACUCACGAUGCCGGUUGAAGAUUAUGGCGUCUGGAAAGCGCAUCCUGUUUACCAUGUAGUGGAGCGUCGAAAAGACGAUCUCAAAUCACCGCACCUCUCUCUGUACUUUCAUGAUCUCGACACUGGCACACCACGAUAUGAUUCGACCUUCACCCGCGAAGACAAAGAAAUCCAAGGCUUGUAUCGAGCCACGAUCAACAUAAAGUCUGGCCUUGGAGACCCUCAUGAUUCCCGUCUGGUCUACUGGGUAAACCACCAGAUCGACCAAAAUCCUCUCGCCGACGAGCUGGCCGAGCUGAAAUAUGGAUUUCACCGAGGGACAGACCAGAUGCAAAACGAGUGCUCAUUGGAUUACAUCCGAAACAGCCUAUUCAACACAAGCGACGGCCGACUCCUUCCUCACGAGGUAGCCGGGCAAUUCAACGAUAUAAUUGACGUUCUCGAGCCGAACAUCCAGCAGGCCAUCCUUGAAAAUGCAGAUGUAUACCUAUUCGGCUCCCGAUACAACAACGGCAAAGCCAUGCACAAGAUGCACAUGAACCAAGGCAACAUACGCAAGUACCGAUGGGACGAUGGGGUCUUCCAAGACGGCGGGCUCAUCAUCCACUUCCAACGAACAAACUUAUGGAUCGGCUUCUUCAUCGGCUUCGCCUCGCAGGCCGUACACACCAACGAUCAAACAGGGCACGCAAUCACCGGCGUGAUGUGGAGCGACUUUUUGCGUCCGGAUAUCAUCGAGGAGUCCGUUGUCAUCCACGAGGCUUACGUUAACCCUGCGAAUUCAACCCCGAGGUCGGUUACACUGUCCAAUAAGACGAAUCGAGCGGUUUCCCUGGAUCACUGGACGAUCCGCAACAAGGCGGGUGAUAUUCAGAUUCUUCCGGAUAAUGUGUCGCUACGGCCGAGGAUUGACCAGCCGUUUCAUCUCCCGGACUGUCCACUAUCCGACCAUGGCGAUACGAUCAUCCUGGCAAAUGAGCAGGGAAUGAAAAUUGAUGGGGUGAGCUACAGCUCGAAGCAAGCUGGGAUUAAAGGACGUCCGAUUGUUUUUGCACAUUAACGUACCAAAUCUGGAGCGGGGGAGUUGGAAAGCGGGAAAAUGUUGUAUUUAAUAUCCAUGAUCAAUGUAAUAACUUUCUUCACC
This is a messenger RNA of Aspergillus calidoustus, 1402 nucleotides long. Lineage: Eukaryota; Fungi; Ascomycota; Eurotiomycetes; Eurotiales; Aspergillaceae. The record is from the annotation of a GenBank genome assembly.